Molecule: messenger RNA, 482 nt
Organism: Mandrillus leucophaeus (drill)
Lineage: Eukaryota; Metazoa; Chordata; Mammalia; Primates; Cercopithecidae
Product: F-box and leucine-rich protein 22
Exons: 1
Coding region: 34-390 (118 amino acids)
Molecular function (GO): protein binding
Source: RefSeq, a predicted model, not a curated record
GUCAGCCCGUCCCCUGGCUGCAGCUGCACUCACAUGUGGCCACUGCUCACCAUGCACAUAACCCAGCUCAACCGGGAGUGCCUGCUGCACCUCUUCUCCUUCCUAGACAAGGACAGCAGGAAGAGCCUCGCCAGGACCUGCUCCCAGCUCCACGACGUGUUUGAGGACCCCGCACUGUGGUCCCUGCUGCACUUCCGUUCCCUCACUGAACUCCAGAAGGACAACUUCCUCCUGGGCCCGGCCCUCCGCAGCCUCUCCAUCUGUUGGCACUCCAGCCGCGUGCAGGUGUGCAGCAUCGAGGACUGGCUCAAGAGUGCCUUCCAGAGAAGCAUCUGCAGCCGGCACGAGAGCCUGGUCAAUGAUUUCCUCCUCCAGGUGUGCGACAGGUAGGCCACCUUGCCUCCUGGGCAGUGCUGGCCCCGCUAGCUCUGGCUUCCCUCUUGGGGGGCAGGGAAGAGCAAAUUACAAGACCAAGAUGGCUC